GUUUUAGCGACUGGGUUAGAUCAAAUCAGUUGUGCCAACUAUUACCGGAAACCAGUGGCAGCCAUUACCGUAAUCAUCUGUCGAAUUCUUAUUUCUUUUCCGGCGACAGCCAUUGAGUGCAGACCUGUGGUCACUAUUUUUAAUUAAUUAAACAUGGCCGAAGUUGAAGAAACUUUUGAAAAUUUCGAGGAGCCGCAACCAGCUGUAAUUGAGACAGCCGCUAUUGACGAUGGAUUAACAUUGGCACAACCCUCUGAGGUUCCCGAUGUUAAACUGUUCGGACGGUGGAGCUGUGAUGACGUCCAUGUAUCUGACAUGUCAUUGGCUGAUUACAUUGCUGUCAAAGAAAAGUACGCCAGAUUCACACCUCAUUCAGCUGGUCGAUAUGCCGCUAAACGUUUCCGCAAAGCGCAAUGUCCGAUCGUUGAGCGAUUGACAAAUUCACUGAUGAUGAAGGGACGUAACAAUGGCAAGAAAUUGAUGGCCGUACGCAUUGUGAAGCACGCUUUUGAAAUCAUUUACUUGCUCACAGACAAGAACCCACUUCAAGUUCUUGUCACAGCCAUCAUCAACUCUGGUCCUCGUGAAGACUCCACACGUAUUGGACGAGCUGGUACAGUACGUCGUCAAGCCGUCGAUGUGUCGCCUCUUCGUCGAGUAAAUCAAGCCAUCUGGUUAUUAUGUACAGGAGCACGAGAAGCAGCAUUCCGUAACAUUAAAUCGAUUGCCGAAUGUCUAGCUGAUGAACUUAUCAACGCUGAGAAGGGUUCCUCAAACUCCUACGCAAUCAAAAAGAAGGACGAAUUGGAACGUGUUGCUAAGUCUAACCGUUAAAGAUCGGAAAGAUGUCUCUUUUUUAUAUUUUCAUGGAAUAUUCAAGGGAAUAAUAAGAAAAUCUAAAAUUG
Messenger RNA from Bradysia coprophila, 905 nucleotides. RefSeq names its product ribosomal protein S5a (gene RpS5a). The record is from RefSeq and is a predicted model, not a curated record. NCBI's taxonomy places the organism in Eukaryota, Metazoa, Arthropoda, Insecta, Diptera, Sciaridae. Gene Ontology annotation, biological process: translation. Gene Ontology annotation, molecular function: RNA binding; structural constituent of ribosome. Gene Ontology annotation, cellular component: small ribosomal subunit.